Molecule: messenger RNA, 1280 nt
Organism: Polistes canadensis
Lineage: Eukaryota; Metazoa; Arthropoda; Insecta; Hymenoptera; Vespidae
Exons: 3
Coding region: 311-592 (93 amino acids)
Biological process (GO): mitochondrial respirasome assembly
Cellular component (GO): mitochondrion
Source: RefSeq, a predicted model, not a curated record
UCCCGCCGUUUUCUUUACUUCUACGCGACUCAACGACGAAGUAACAGCAGCACCUUGAGCAACAGUAGCAGUAAUACUAUCAAAUAGUACUAGUAAAAAAAUCACUGCCUAUACAUUUGUCUAAGAAGAUAUAAAACUUAAAGUAUAGAUUUAAUUGAAUUUUAAACUGUAAAGAUUGGUUUUGUUAAAGUAACAUUUGUUGUUAUUUUCUUCACAUAAUUUAAUAUUUUAGUGAAGAUUGUUUAGUCAACUGGAUUUUAUAUUCGGUCCCAGAUACACUUAAGAGUUGGGACUAAUUUAUAUAUUCAAAAUGGAUCGAAAAGAAGAAUCAGCAUCACGCGAAGAAAGCAUAACUGAUAGAAUGACUCAGCACGCAAAAAAAAAUCCUUUUUUGAUGGCUGGUUUUGCAAGUUUAAUAGCAGCUUGUGUAAUAGGUGCUUAUAAAUUCAAACAUCGAGGAAAUAUGCCAGUAUCUCUCUACCUCUUGCAAUUUCGAGUUCUGGCACAAGGUUCAGUAAUUGGUUGCAUAAGUGCUGGAAUGCUUUAUCAUAUGGUCAAUGAACAUGUUUUACACAAAGGGAAAAAAGAAUGAUGAAAAUUAUUUAUGUAGAAUAUUUAUUUGUAACAUUAGUUGCUAAUAUAUUGUACUAAAAACUUCUACAGACGAGUUGUUCACAGAAGCAAUUAACUCCAGUUUUAUAAAUUUUACAAAGUUUAUUAUCAACGCUUUUAACUUAACUUUUUUUAUGUAAAUUAAAUUUCUUUAAUAAUUUUUGGCGUAACAUCACUUAAUGAGAACAAUUUUUAUGACUAUUAAAUAAUAAAUGAAACGACAGUGUGUAAUACUCUAUCAAUUUUCUCGACUUUUUGUUCUAUGGAGUUAAUUAAUUUAACAAAUGAAUGGCUCAGAUAUUUUUUUAUCUAUUACAAUUAAUCUGAAAUACAUGAAGCAAAAAAAGCUAAAUGUGAUAUUCAUAUACUAUUAUUGUUAGAAUUUGAAUACUUUUGGCUGGCUCCAAUAACUAUAAAAUAAUAUAAAUUAUACUUUAUUUUGCUACAGAUAUAAGUAUUUUACGCAACAAAAAGAUCUUUUUGAAUCAAAUAUUUGAUUUAGAAAGAUCAUUAAAGUAAUAGUACUCGUAUAUUAUAUACCUUAUGUACCUCAAGUAAACAUAGCCCUAUUAUGAUAAUUGAGUUUGAAAACAACGUAAUUCAUAGUAAUUUAAAGUUAACAAAAAAAAAUGUAGCAUUAAUAAACUAUUUGAUGUUAUAUUAGCAAA